Messenger RNA from Armigeres subalbatus, 1890 nucleotides. RefSeq lists its product as uncharacterized. Gene Ontology annotation, biological process: negative regulation of double-strand break repair via homologous recombination; replication-born double-strand break repair via sister chromatid exchange; positive regulation of double-strand break repair via homologous recombination. Gene Ontology annotation, cellular component: Fanconi anaemia nuclear complex. The transcript is spliced from 5 exons. The record is from RefSeq and is a predicted model, not a curated record. Bases 178 to 1884 code for a protein of 568 amino acids. NCBI's taxonomy places the organism in Eukaryota, Metazoa, Arthropoda, Insecta, Diptera, Culicidae.
ACGGUCUGUUUUGUUUAUUUAUAAAUACGGUAGUAAAAUAAUUCGGAUCUUGAGAUCUAUAUUGUUCAAUAAUUUGUUUAUGUAUUUUAUUGGACUCGAAAACCUGUUAGUGUAUCAGGUCAAGAAUGCAAGUUCAGUAAGUUUUAGUAUUAAACGUUCCGAUUACAUUCAGUGGUCAUGGCUGGAGUGAUUCCGUCGGGUGAACACCAAGAAGAAAUUCCCAGGCGCCUUCUCGAUCAGCUGUUGCAUGUGGAGAAAAUCGUUCUCAGCCGAAACAGUUCAGUGCUUGCCGUGAUUACCGUCGACCGGCAGUUGCUGGAAGUGAAACAGCGUUCGAUCAUUACCUCGCUUACUUUGAGUGCUUGUGAUGGGGACAAAAUCAGGGAUCAAACAAAACCGAGCAUUUUCGGUACACUCUCGCCAAAACCGGAUGACGAAGAGCACGAUAAAAAGAUAGUGUUGUCGGUGUUUCGAUCGAACGAUGGUGUGGAUCGAAGGCUGUUCUACCUGCUGGAGAUUGAUAGAAAAUUGAUUGUUGUGGAGAGAAAGGAAAAGCCUUGUGUGAGAUUAGUGCUUUGUGAAACUUUUGAAGGGUUCGUUAAAUUUAUGAUAACGGAACGGAAUGACCGAACGGGGAUUCCAGUUGUGCUGGUUUAUCUUGAACAACAAUCCGAACCGAUUGUAACGGACUUCCAGUCCUAUCGGCAGGACCCCAGCGUCAAUAGUGUGAACAAUUUUACUUGUUUUCGUGAUAUUUUGACAUCGUUACAAGAACGAGUGAAUCAACGAAAGGCGGAGUUGGCCACAGUUCGAACUGUGACCGGGGAGUUGUUCGAACAGCUGAAUGAAAAACUCAAACAGGUGCCGAGUUUGCUGAGAACGGAGAAUCCUGAUGAAAGGCGACCACUUGUGAAGUACGGAGAUGUGUGGACUAAGGUUCAUAAUGAUCUACUGGUCAUUGGUGUUCCGGUUUUUAAUUGCACUUAUAAAAGACGUCUCACUCUUACAAAUUUGAAGUUAUUCAUCAAUGACAUUGCUCAGAAAAGAAAGUUUGAAUACUCUUGGAAAUACUACCAAUUGAGUGAUGACGAUUACAACUUCAAGAGCUUGGAACAAAUUUUGGAAGCCGAUGACAUCACCUCUGAUUUCCCAUGCUUUCAACAGGAAUGGGAGCAGCCAAAGGUGAAUGCCUUGCAUUCAGAGCAAACAGCACUUCUGGUGGCCACUAUUAGGAUCUCAAACCUCGAUCCAAUGGAACUUUCGACUGUUUUAGAAUGUUUUGUAACCUACGACGUUGCCACGACUGGACAGGAUUCAUGUCCCCGUCUUCAGCUAUUUGUCGGUCUCGUUGAAGUAAAGCGAACCGAUCUUUACAGCACCAAUCUGGAGGUCGGUUUUAAUGGACGAGACACAUUCAAGGAUUUGCUUACAGUAACAGCCACUUCAGAGUUCCUCAUGAUUGAGUUGGAGUUCCCGAAGGUACCCGAUUGCAGCUUCGAUCGAUUUUGCAUCGAGUCACUGAAGUUCAGAUUAGUGAGUACGAAUGAACUCAAUCAGGAACUUCCCAAUAUCCUCUAUUAUGAUGAUAACGGAUAUUGGCGCUCGAUGCUGAUAAGAUUGGAUGCCCUAAAGUUGUUGCGACAAAGAAUAAAAAUCUAUUGCAGACAUUCUCAUCAAAUACUAGCACUCUUACAUUCGAUUUACUCCGAUUACGAGGAAAAGUGCUCAAUUAAAUUAACUGAUGAUCAAUCAGCAUCUGCAAUGGAAUUAAAGGAAAGUCUUCUGAACGAAUUAACUGCCAAAAUCGAGAAUCCUUCGGAUGUUCGAAGUAUUCUGCUACAUGAACUGAAAACCGAUUCUAUUUAUUCAAAAUCAACAAUUUGAGUCACA